ACACGGAGCAGCUGUGAUAUAAAAAGAGCCCUUUUUAGACUUGCCUGCACACCAUUCAUUCACACAUCUUCACACGGAAUUCUUGAUGAUUUUAAUUGUGUCCGGCUCUACAACCAAAACAAACCGAUAAAUCAGCACUUCUGAACGAGCUAGGGCAGCGAGCGCCGAAGAAACGGCUGGGCGCACCCUGCGGCGCGUUUAUUAUCAUCGUUUCUCAUAGUUAAGAGCGUUAAUAAUCGUUUAGCACUGUUAAUUGGAGUAUUGGGAUUGUUGCUAAUUACCGCUAGCUCUGUAGGGACGCGGUAGGGGCUGCAGUCAAGAAUACGGACAGAAGUCACUUGUGAGAAACGAAGUGAGGAAGAGCCGGGAGAGAACACGACCUCACGCUGCCCGGCAUCAUGCCCAAGUCUCACUUUCUUCUGUGUUUGAUGGCACUGAUUUCGCUGCGACUGUCGGGCAGUGACGAGCCCAGCCUCCCCCUGCGGCCGGCGAGCGAGGUGCCCACGGAAGCCGGGGAUCCUUUGGCAGAAGCGGAGGAUCCGGGCGCGCAGGAGUGCACGGCGUGCGUGUGGAGGGAGCACAGCAGAGUCCUCAGGCUGGAGACCAUCAAGUCCCAGAUCCUGAGCAAGCUGCGGCUCAAGCAGGCGCCCAAUAUCAGCCGGGAGGUAGUCAACCAGCUGCUCCCCAAGGCGCCGCCUCUCCAGCAGCUCCUGGACCAUCACGACUUCCAGGGGGACGCUUCGCUACAGGAUGAGUUUAUGGAGGAGGACGAGUAUCACGCCACCACCGAGUCCGUGAUCACCAUGGCUUCGGAACCCGAGCCGGUGGUCCAGGUGGAUGGGAAGCCCAGCUGCUGCUUCUUCAAGUUCAGCCCCAAGAUCAUGUUCACCAAGGUGCUGAAGGCCCAGCUCUGGGUCUACCUGCGGCCCCUGCAGCAGACCUCCACCGUGUACCUGCAGAUCCUGCGGCUCAAGCCCGUGACGGAGGAGGGCAGCCGGCACAUCCGCAUCCGCUCGCUGAAGAUCGAGCUGAACUCCCGCGCCGGCCACUGGCAGAGCAUCGACUUCAAGCACGUGCUGCAGAACUGGUUCAAGCAGCCGCACACCAACUGGGGCAUCGACAUCAACGCCUUCGACGAGAGCGGCAACGACCUGGCUGUGACCUCGCUGCGGCCCGGGGAGGAAGGACUGCAACCCUUCCUGGAGGUGAAGGUGCUGGAGACGUCCAAGCGCUCGCGGAGGAACCUGGGCCUGGACUGCGACGAGCACUCCACCGAGUCGCGCUGCUGCCGCUACCCGCUGACCGUGGACUUCGAGGCCUUCGGCUGGGACUGGAUCAUCGCCCCCAAGAGAUACAAGGCCAACUACUGCUCGGGGCAGUGCGAAUACAUGUUCAUGCAGAAGUACCCCCACACCCACCUGGUCCAGCACGCCAACCCGCGCGGCUCCGCAGGGCCCUGCUGCACGCCCACCAAGAUGUCCCCCAUCAACAUGCUCUACUUCAAUGACAAACAGCAGAUCAUUCAUGGGAAGAUCCCAGGGAUGGUGGUGGACCGCUGUGGGUGCUCCUAAAGUGCCCACCCAACUGACUGAGCUCUCCCAACACCCUCCUCUCCCACCACGCCCCCACGGCCCACCCUCCACCCCCGCACACCUGGGAAAGAGAAGCACAGCACGAGCAAAACAAAGGAAAAUCUUUUUUUAUAUAUAAGAAAAUAAAUAAGAAUAAAAUAAAGAAAUAAAGACAGGACUAUGGCAUCAUUAAAGUGUCAGGAAUAUAUAAGGAGGACAUUGCUGGAGUACCUGGAAAGCAAGAGGGUAAACACAGCUAUUAUGUUUGCAAAGGAAGCUUUUAAAAGUCUGCUGUCAUAUUGAACAUGACGGCAAACCCUCCAUUUCAGGACAGGUGUACUGGUUUGUCCAGUGUAGUCGGACCCGGGUCCAUUUCGGUUUGUGUGCCCUGGCUUCUAGCAACCAGGAACCCCAGAAACGUCACACUUCUGUGAAGGGCCGGUGUGCUCAGUGCUACAAGGUGAUGAGAGCUUCUUUACUGGUUGGGUUGCAGCCGAACCCGAGGAGAAACAGUGCGCAGGACAGCGUCUAUGUGCUGCUUUAUACCGAGGAUAUGAGCGACUUCAAGCAAGCCCCGGCUGGCAGGGUCUUUCAUAGGUGGGUCGUUCCAUCCAUGUCUCUGUCUCUGAAUCGCUUUUAGACGUGCGAUAUCUGUCUGUGGCUCUCGGCACAAGAACAGUUAGAGCUGCCAGAGGAAGAGGAUCAUGAGAAGCUGGAGCCAUCUCACCUACAACCUACACGGCCUGGCAGUGUCGUAACAUAUGAGAUUCCCACAGCCACAUUCAGCCACCUUCACACCUGCCCCAAACUGCUGCCUACCAAGACCCUUAACCGCCCAAUGGCAACGUUGAAAGCAAACGCUUUAAGAAUUUCUGCUAUUUUCUCAAUCGGGGUCUCCCAUGCCUUCAUUAUCUCUGCCAUUGCCAGCUGUGGAGCGAGGUUUCGGCCAAGCUGCAGAAAAGAAAGAUGGAAACAAAUGGACAGAAGAGCAUCUGCUGGACACAAACCAACAUCGCCUCUCCAUUUCAAGACUGGUCUUUUGUCCUGCCACUGCCUUUCAAAGGAGAAUUACUACGGAGGUAUGAGCAAUUAAACUUUAAACACACACGCUUCCUCAAAACGUGAAGACCCUGGGCUACGGUAUGAAAGGCUCUUUCCACUGAGGUUUGACUUUAUAAGGAGAAAUAAACAAAACAGGCAUGUAUGUAUCUAUGCCAGGGUUUCUGAUUCAGUAUUUUUGUAGCAUUAAGCACCCAUUUCUGCUGUCCCCGUCAAACAGUUUCCUUUGCCUUGUUUCUGAAAGGCUUAAUAGUCAGGUCCAAAUGUUAAACACCUGAGGAUGGAGCACACUGCAGUGUGGGAUAAUCCUGACAGUGCACUACAGUGACCAGGCAGAGACAGCCUGAAUGAGAGUCAGAUACUUGCAUUGGUUUGCCAGCGUCUUUAUAAUAACUGAUGACGGGCAUCCUAUCCAGGGCUAGCCUCUGGGCAGGCCACUCUUCACCUGCCGAAACCCAGCAGGAAACGACAAGAUUAAAUGGAAGCAGCACGUGUUUUUUUCCAACCACUUCCUCUCCUGACCUCAGGGGUGCAUCUCGGACUGAACUGUCCUGUUCUCAGUCAUCUUCUGCAAGACACAUAUCUCUCUGUGCUGCAGAAACGCCUGGUAGCCCAGCGCAGGAGGGCUGGGAAUGGAGUGACAAUGUAUUUCAGGCGCAACGUACAGGUGUUAGUCUGGCCCCCCUUUUGUGCUGGUUAGAAUAGGUCUGUAAACAAACACACCUGCAUGCUCUGUGCUAGAUGCGACACUGGAAGAUCACGCAUGAGGAAAAACGCUGAUGCUGCUUUUACACUUGACCCACUCCCCUCGGCGCACAUGGCAGUGUCCGCACACUUUUAACUGGCGGUUUUAAAGCGCCGCACAGCCGCACAAGAUUCCUAAGGGCUCCAUCUGCGUCCCCCCAGGUUCCCAGUUCCACCCUGGUGUGAAAUUCUCCAGAAUCGCGGCCCUUUUCUUCUCACUUUGAUGUCCCUUUACUUCUAGUCUUGUAAAAGAGGCUUACAAACAGCAGAAGGGUUGGUUUCUCCUCUGGAAAGCAAGCGAGAGUGGAGAGAAGGCGGCUCAGCGGUUUGGCCGUGGAGGAGGCUGCAGUGGGUGUCGCCAUGCUUUCACCCCGUCGCUUUUUUCCAUCUGGGGCGCCGAGGGAAGGGGUCAAUCACGGGCUGACGCUUCUGAGCGGGCCCGGCGCUGAACGGCUUUCUCCUGCCUCAAGAUAUUCCGCGCACCCUGACGUUGCUCAAGGAGAGCUGGAACGCAGUUUGGUCUGGGCGAAGGCUGUAUCAAUGGGUGACUAAGAAAGACUAGCCCUCCUCCUCUAAAGAACACCGAAGCGCUCUUCUGGCAGCGACAGAAGCACUGAAGAGGCGCAGUGAUCACGCCCCGGAACAACUCAGUGAGCUGCGUGUCUUUCUGACCCACCUCAACCCAAAUUCCAGUGAGGAAACUGUUCAUUGCUCCCCACAUUCCCAGAAUGCACUGUGCUUUGACACACCAUUUGACAAAUCUGUAAACCCCCCUAAGCUUCACGAGGAGACUUUGCUUUCCCAAACCAACAGAGUUUCUGUGCCAUUAUUCUCUGCAGUGAGGCCCCUCUAGAGUACUUGCUCUGUGUUUAACUGAGUCAGUUCAGACGUUCAUGUCUCUUUUAUGACAUGAACCCACGUUUGGCUGCAAGGUGUUACAUCCUGGGCUCAUUUCCUCAGUUUUCCCUUCUCAUCUCCUGGAAUCCUCGUGUAGUUUUUCAACAGAAUAUAGCCCGUACACCUUAACUCAAGGCCCUCCAGCAGCAGCUGGAAAAUACACCUUAAUACAUGAAAUGACAGGACUUGAAUCAGGUGAAGGGCUGAGCAAAGGCACAAGGUGUGAAGAUGUCUCUUCUGCUUUAGGCCAGACAUAAAAACAAAAACAAAAAAUCUCCUUUACGUAGAAACCGUUCCUAGCUUGUGAACCGGUCUCAAAACGCCAUCCUGCUCAAAACGCUCGUCCUGCCACCCGCCUCAACAGGCUUCUGAUGUCGAAUCCCGGUGUGAUUGUUCCACUGCCUCCAGAAUCCCAACUUUCCACAGUCGGUUUGGACUGUCCUGUCCUGGGAAGACAGGAACACACCGAAACCUCCGGCAAGAUGGACGCUGUCUUAGCUGACCGCGUGGCCCGUGAGACCACAGACGGGGGAAUGGCUGACCACUGUGUCACGUCCAUCUGCUACAGUUUUCUGGAGAAGCCAACACAGCGAGAGAGAGAGAGAGAGAGAGAGAGAGAGCACCCCCUCCCUGCAGAGUUCGGUAGCGCAGGAGGGGCCUGUCUGAGCACACACAUCUCCUGCUGGAAACGAGAGCACUAUGCCGUUGGAUAAAGGAAGAGCCUUUGAACCUAAAGAAAGAGGUAUGACAAGCAAAAUUUCCUCUGAAAUGAAAAAAAAAAAAAGAUGAUAAAAAAAAUCCUUUCUGGGCACUCUACCUUACCAACAAUAAAUUUUGCACUAUGAGAAGUCAAUGGCGAGAGGAAUUGUGUUGUUAUUGUGUUGUAUUUUACCUUGAGCACAAGAGCUUGACAAUGGAUUAUAACUUAAAACUUUAUGUCGAAGCUUCUGUCUGUCAUCGAGUGUGGAGAUGUAUCUUAGCGAGAGUCUGCCUUCCGGUUGUGUUGUCGCCAUGCUUUUUUUUCCGUUUUUGUCUUGACUUGUGUGUCUUCUUUUCGUCGUCGUCGUGCGAAGUGAAAGCCUGCUUCUUCGUGCUCCGUACACACCGUCCCGCGCGUCAGAGACUGCCUGCAGCCCGCGGCCGAGACACAGCUGCUCUGACUCGUCUCAGCCCAAGCGGCUCCCGCUGUCCCUGGGUUACAUCAUUCAGACUCCCUCUCCAGAGCAGCAGUGUGGAGGAACAGGCAGGGCUCUGGCCACACAGCGGGGAGGUUGUGGGUUCAAAUCCUAGGUGGGGACACAGCAGUUGUAUCCUGGAAAAAGAUACUUCACUCACACUGCCUCAGUAAAAUGCCAACUGUGUAAAUGGGUACAAAUGUAUAAUAUAUAAUGGGACAGAUGUUUUUUUGAUGUGUGGAUAUGUUGUAUGUGAGGGAUGUUUUUGUGUUUCUUGAUUUUCCUUUGUGAAUGAAUUAUCAAUGACUAGAGCCCUAGUAAAGCCCCAGCUGAGCAAACAGGAGGAGCAGUUGAGGGGCAGGCAUGGGGAGGCUUUCUGGGGCUUCCAAAAACUGUGUUCCUGGGAGGACAGUCUCAGCUCAACCACUCAUUGCAUUAACCUCAACCAGUUCUUAGCCAAACAAUCCAGAUGGUCAGAUACCCUUAUGCUGUAGCUUUGUACUGGGUGUGAUACACCUGGCAUCUGCCCGGGCAUUCACAGUGCAGCUCAGGUGCCCUGGCACUCGUAGUGCAGCCUGGGCAGUGAUGCCGCACCUGGCACCUGUCCGGUUUCUAGCAGUGCAGCUCAUGUGUGCAAUACUGCACUUGGCACCUGCCUGGGCACUCACAGUGUGGUGCAGCAAGUAUUCAGACUGAAGGCUCGAGUGCAUUCUCAGUUCUCCAUCAGGCCAGCUCGCGGAGGUGUGCAGUCAGUUCACAGUUCUUCCUCCUUCUCCUCUGACAGCUGCUCAGGACUCACAGGAGAGAAGGUUGGAUGUCCAAAUCUCCCACAAAAUCCAUGGGCUUCAAGUUAAGAAUUGCUGAGUCUCAGUGCCAGAGCUUAUAGGCAAAUAUAUACAUUAUUGGCAAAAACCAGGGCCUUUCUGGGAAACAAUACCUUAAAACACUGCCUUUUACUGGAAAGUAGUCUGAGAUACAGUCCAAACCUGCAGAAACAGACCUAUGUUGCACUCUUUCACCCUGCUAUUGAAGCACGGCCCAGUUUUCCAGGGUGUAACAGUAAUACAAGCGUCCUUUACUUCCUGAUGUAAUCAUUUAUAUUCACAAGGAAUUUGAUAUCAGGAUCAUUGUUAAAUGAAGGCCUCUCCUGCUCUUCACUGCCCUGGCCAGCUGCCCUGCUGGAGUAGGCUGGCCAUCCUGGACAGGGCCCAGUCAGUCAGCCCCUGUUUCUUCACCUUCGCGCCGGGAGCAGAGCAGAGGCUCUCCCGGAGAGACUUGCGGCCCGUGUCUCCUGUCCAUGGCGGGGCUUUGUGACAUGUGGUCCAGUGGCUGGCGUCCUGCCCGCUGGGCAGCUUGUCCCACUGCCGCUAGCAGCCUUGCUCUUCUGUACUGCGUCCAGGUGACGGCACACUUGUGCAAUAUCAGGAGCCAGAGAGAACAGCUGUGCCAGCUGGGUUUGUGUAUGACAAACCUGCAGAGCCGAGUCCUGCACUGUGCCAGCGGCAUAGAAAGAGUUAAAUCAGCAUCAUGCCCUCCCCAUCACCUAUUUAAGGGGCAGGGCGGUGGCUCUGUGGACCUGCGCCUGUGGCUGGAAGGU
Lepisosteus oculatus (spotted gar) is the source of this 7043-nucleotide messenger RNA. It is a transcript of the gene gdf11, whose product is annotated as growth differentiation factor 11. Gene Ontology annotation, molecular function: growth factor activity; cytokine activity. The record is from RefSeq and is a predicted model, not a curated record. Gene Ontology annotation, cellular component: extracellular region. Lineage: Eukaryota; Metazoa; Chordata; Actinopteri; Semionotiformes; Lepisosteidae.